UUUUUAUUUUGAUAUUACUUUUUCGAUAUUUGUUGGUUACAAAGACCAUUGUUUUUCACAUCUCUAAGAGCUGCGCUGUGUUUGGUCUCCUUUGCCCGAAAGUUUGUUUAUAUUCUCAAUUUAAAGUCCGCGCUUAAAGCUCUUUGUUUUCAUUUUAAAUUGUGAUGACUGGACCUAUUGCUGAAAUUGUGAUUGAAGAUUUGGGCAACUGCUGUCGCGUUUGUCUUGAGCAGCCCCAUCGCGCCCAGAUGCUGGACAUGAAUUUGAUAUAUGACGAGGAGGCACAGCUUACAUAUUACGACUGCUAUGAGAUAUGUACAAAGGAUAAUAUGCUGGAGUGCGGAGAGCAUGAGCCAAACAAGCUAUGCAAGCACUGCGGUGUGGAGCUACAGUGGGCAUAUGAUUUCUACAAAAAGGUUGCGUUAGCAAACAAGCACUUAAAAAGCAUGCAAGUCAUUGUGCAAAGUGAAGCUGAAAAGGUAGAGCACACCGAACAGAUUGUCGAGCAUGUGCUGGCCAUAGAGUAUGACGAAAAUGUAGCAGAAGUUCCGAAUAUGAUAGAAGAGACCUUAAGCGAUGUGGAGCUGGAGGAACCGGCUGCAGACCAAUCAGCCAGUGAACCGGACACUGCCACAACCAUAGCAUACAGCAGCGCCAAUGAUGUUCUGCCUCGCCAACGUUUCUUGGGCCCAUUUAGCUGCCAGUUCUGCAAGAAACCGUUUCGCAAUCAUUCGCACAUGCUGAAGCAUCAGCUCAUACAUCUCUCGGAUCGGCCGCACUUCAAGUGCAGCGCCUGUGAUCGCAUUUAUCUCACCAAGCAGGCGCUCAAGGUGCACGUGGAUACGCAGCACAAGAAGUCGGGCAGCGCCUGCGCCAUCUGUGGCAAGGUGUUUGCCAUUGCCAAAGGUCUCGAAAUUCACAUGCGCUAUCACAACGGCUUCUUUCCCUUUGACUGCGAUCAGUGCGAUCGCAAGUUUGCGCAACGCUCCCACCUGACUGUCCAUCAGCAGGUGCAGCACGGCAGCGCACGUUUUCUCUGCCAAUUUGCCAGUUGUGGCAAGCUGUUUACCUCAUCGUCGGCGCUGCGCAAUCACGAGUGCACCCACACCGAGAUGCCAUUCGAGUGCAACGUCUGUCAGCAAGGAUUUCCGGCUCGUUACAAAUUGCGCCUGCACGCACAACGCAAACACAACAUGCAACUGACACUGGAGCAACUAGAGACCAUGCGCAAAUUCCAUAUAAUGCGCUCUAAGCGUGUGCUGGCCAAGCUCAAGGCGCCACAGCAGCAGCAGGAAGGGGAGCAGGAGCAAAUGCAGGAGGAGCUUGAUGACGCAACUAAUGACAGCUGAGUGCAUUUAUGCAACCUGGCGACGUCUCCCUCUCAGGUAGACAGGCAAACAUCAGAAACCUAGCUAAUUGCUUUAAACACUGUUUAAUGACGGACUUGGACGUAGUCUAUAAAAAGCGCUUAACAUUUAUUUACGAAUGUUACAAAACAAAAAAUGUUUAUGCAAAAA
Messenger RNA from Drosophila montana, 1517 nucleotides. Its product is annotated as zinc finger protein 160. Gene Ontology annotation, cellular component: nucleus; chromatin; transcription regulator complex. Gene Ontology annotation, molecular function: RNA polymerase II cis-regulatory region sequence-specific DNA binding; zinc ion binding; DNA-binding transcription factor activity, RNA polymerase II-specific. NCBI's taxonomy places the organism in Eukaryota, Metazoa, Arthropoda, Insecta, Diptera, Drosophilidae. Gene Ontology annotation, biological process: regulation of transcription by RNA polymerase II. The record is from RefSeq and is a predicted model, not a curated record. The coding region runs from base 165 to 1349 and encodes 394 amino acids. The transcript is spliced from 2 exons.